AUGGAUACAAGUUUCGACUGGUCUCCAGAUACGUCUACGUUUGUUGUCAGGAUGCCAACAACUAAGCAUGAGAGCUUCGUAGAAGCUGUCUCGACGGAAAUCGUCUCGCAGCUAGCAAAGGCUGGUAAUCAAGACAACGACGUCAAGGUCGUUACUGAUCGAAUCGAAAGCGAAGGAUCCCCGUUAAUCGACCUACUUUACUAUGAUACCGAACGAGCGAAAUGUCCUAAACGAACACCAGACAAGUCGUUCGGCCCUGGAAACCAGUUUCCCUUGGUAGUGAUCGAAGUCGCAUAUUCGCAGCAACAGAAAAAGUUACCCAGGAUAGCCGAUGAAUACAUUUGUGGCUCUAGCGGCAACAUUAAAGUCGUGUUGGGGUUCGAUAUCGGGUACGAUGAUCAGUCCAAGAAGGCGACGACCUCAAUCUGGCGACCUGGAACAUCAGACGAUGGAGAUCUAAUCACCGAAGAAGUUCGAAACGACGAUCCGUUUCGUACCAAGGAGGGAACCUUAGUCCCAGGUCUCGGAUUCUCUCUUCGGGUCCGUGACCUUGUUCUCAGUACACAGCUGCCCGAUCUACCCAGUCGGAUUCAUAACCAGACUGUUGUUCACGUUACCCCAGAGCAACUUGCCUCAUUUCUCUACCGAGUGGAGACCACAUACGAGCUCAAUAAAAUCAAUCAAGGUGCACAAGAGCCGGACCGGAAAAAGAGGGUUCGUGAAGCGACACCAGAAGAAGAAUUGAGCUCAAGGAAGGAGAGGAAGAUCUCUAAGCAAGAGGUUGCCGAAGAGGAGAGCAAUGAGGCGAGAGAUCCAGAUUGGAGCCCAGUUUAG
This is a messenger RNA of Letharia columbiana, 834 nucleotides long. RefSeq lists its product as uncharacterized. The record is from RefSeq and is a predicted model, not a curated record. The coding region runs from base 1 to 834 and encodes 277 amino acids. Lineage: Eukaryota; Fungi; Ascomycota; Lecanoromycetes; Lecanorales; Parmeliaceae. The transcript is spliced from 2 exons.